AUGAAUCCAUCAGCCAUCCAAUGCUGGCUCAACAAUAUCUCAGAAACAAAAACACCUCACCAAAGCCCCCAGCAGCCACUCAAGCGAAAACGCGACGAAGCCGAUUUGCCGGGCCCUCUAAUAAGCCCAAUGUCGAGUCCCCCAAAACGCAACGCCCCAGAUCUCGACCAGACGCCCCAGUCCCUAAAAGACGUUCAACAACAAGGAUUCCUCCACCGAAACUUCUCUUUCCGCCCUUCGCCGUCGCCAUCUAAGCGUCGGCGUGCUUCACCGUCGAAACGACAUACUACGACAGCAAGUCUAAAACUGCUCGAUCCUCCGAUCUAUGUGAUCAAUCCUGAAGAUCUGGUGUCCGCCCUAUCGGAUGAUUUGGUGAAGCUGUACGAUGAGCUAUUCAUGGUCAUACACAAACAGGCCAUUCUACCGCCGAAUUUAAAACGAAUUCCGGAUUCAGAUGUGGUUGGACGCGCGAAAACGUUACCCUACAUGUGGCAGGACGUCGAUGAUGAAACGCAAGAUGAGUUGCUACGGCAUCAACACGAGAGACUCAGAGACAUCCUCCAUGAAGCUACCGAGGCGAGCACCAUGACCAAAGGAGAAUCAGCAUGGAACGCCCAAGUCCACUACCCGAUUCUCGACCUGGCACUAAAACCCAUCGCAACCGUAAAACCAGAGACCAUAACCAACGCUCAGAUAGUAAAGGAGUUCCGGCCUAUAUCACUCGACCAAACGUGGUCAUCAGCCUCAUCAUCCGCAGCAUCCAGUGUCACGUCCAGUCACAUCAGCGAGCAAGAAGCGUCAGUUCAUACAAUGGUUGACUUCGCACUUGUUCUCCUUCCCGAUUUUACGCUCGAAGCCAAGAUCAAAGCAUUCCUAGACAAGGCGGAUUAUUCAACUGUGAAUCAUACUGUGUAUGAUGCAUUAUCACGGCGUCCGGCGCCAGUAUUCAUCGAGACGAAAACGUCCGCUGGAGUGGUGGAUAAAAGUCACGCUCAAUUGGGCAUAUGGACUGCAGCGUGGUUCAUGCGACUAAGAGCUGCAAAUUCAAGCCGACGCGCAAUUGGAAUUCCAGUCAUUCAGGUUCAUGGGCAUGUGUGGACGGUCAUGUUUGCCAUGGAUGAGGGAGAUAAAAUCGUUCUUUUGGAUCAAGCCAUCAGGAUUGGAGAUACAGCGAAUGUGGUAGGAGCUUAUCAGCUCAUAGCUGCUUUAAGAACUUUCGGAAAGUGGAUGGGUGCUGGUUUCCGGACGUGGCUGGGGGAGUUUUUAGAUGGUGCGAUAGAAACAACAGUAAAUACAACCUGA
Fusarium sp. VM40 is the source of this 1302-nucleotide messenger RNA. Lineage: Eukaryota; Fungi; Ascomycota; Sordariomycetes; Hypocreales; Nectriaceae. The record is from the annotation of a GenBank genome assembly.